CGUCACGGCGGCUGGUUCUAAGCGCAGCUGCCUACUGUAGAGUCGGUGUGUGUACCUUCCGGCACCUGCGGGCUGGAGGGAACGGUUCUCACAGCCGUGUCCGAACGUUCUUCGUCUGUCCUUACCCGCUUUAUCCUGCCCCAGGUCGCGGAGAACAGCCUCCCGCCGCGACCCGCCUUUGAGGCCCGGGCCUUCUGGGCUAGAGGAGGUCCGGUCGGUUCCCGCUGGUCCUCGCCCCCCGCGCCCGUGGAGCCAGCCAGCCGCCCGCGGCCUCGGCGGGACGAUGCUGGAGUCCAUUCGCGUGACGGAAAAGCUUCACUGGCCUGAGCAAGAACUUGCGAAGAAGUCUGUUCUAAAUGCAGAAGAGUCAUUGAUCAUUGACAGCAAAAGAAGCAUUUCACAUUUAUCUUCUGGGAUACUAAAGGACAUUUUCACAACUGGAACCAGUAGUUACAAUGUCCUACUACAGAGCAAAGAGGAGAAAAAGCAUUAUUCACAAAAACAGUCUUCUUCCACCUACUCCAAAAGAUGUAGAAAACCCAGCAAAUCUCCUAGCUCUUCUCGUAGUAAAGAUCUUCGCAAGAUGAAAGUCCCAGUGCCUGUGAUGAGCAGUGGUACUUGGUACUGCCUAAAAAGGCAGCCUGGUGUUUUUGUCACUAGUUCAGUGUCGAGUCCCAUAAAGUUUACACAUGAUAUCUCUGUUACAGGGAACAGCAUAGUACUGCCACCUAAACCCAAAAACAAGGUAAAGCGACGCCAUUUCUCUGCUCUGCCAAAGCCAAAGCUGCAGCCUCAGUUGUCUAGAAGUUUUGAAAAAGGAGAUGACUUUUCUGGGAAGAAAUUUUGUAUACUGACUGCUAUAAAGCCCACCAACCUGGAGAAAGAGAAACUGAGAUUCUUCAAAUCUGACUAUACCUACAAUCCUCAGUUUGAAUAUGCAAACCCAUCUCUGCCAAGUGUGUUAGCCAAACACAGCAAUGCAUCUGACCGAUUUCUUAAACAGAUGUUCUACUCAGUGGCUUUAUACAGUGGUUACUGCUUGCAGCUGAAGGUAUCUAAGUGCACACAUUAUUUUCGAGGUAUUAACAACCUUCAGCAGCCAUGGAACAGUUGGACUGGCCGCAAAAAACAUGAGCUAAAGCCAAACAAUCCCACAGAGGAAGGACUGGCAAGUAUUCACAGUGUUCUUUUUAGAAAAGACCCCUUUUUAUGGAGGGCUGCUCUCCUCUACUACACUGUUUAUCGAGCCAGCCAAAUGUCUUUUUGCGAACUCUUCAAAGAUAUUGGAAGGUUUGUCAAGGACCCCAAUACAAGAUGGGAUUAUUGUGUACGAGCCAAGAGGGGAUGGACUGAUACUUCCCAACCAGGGUGCUUCAGUAAAGACCAGGUAUACUUGGAUGGUAUUCUACAAAUCCUCCGAUACAGAGAGACCAUUGACUUUCAUCUUCUGACCGCCCUGGGGAAGGUCUCUUACGAAGAUGUGGAUCGCUUGAAAGGAUUGGCAGUUAUUGAAAACAUGAGGGUCCCUCAUUUCCUGCAGGACCAUGGCCGAUACAUGGAACAUUUAGAGAAGAUUAUGGAAGUGAAUGAACUGACCGACAGGGAACUGAAAGAUCUUAUAUAUUAGUCCGCAUUCUGGCAGAUGUAGCUAAGCUAUACCUCUGUGUAUGUUAGCACCGGCAUACUGAGAAAAGAAAAAUGACUGUUUACAUGACUUUUCUGAAGAACGAUCUGCAGUAUUCAACUGAAUUUUUUAAAAAGGUUAAGUACAAACCUUAAACGUUUCUAUAGGCUGCAGGGGGACGUUCCUCCUAUUUUUAUCUGAAUCUCAACAGCGUCCACUGAAAAUACUACUGGUGAGUGUUUUUGAAGAAUCUUGGCCAAAUCGAGUGAUAGGCUGUGUGGGCAGUAAGCACUGCUCCUUAGUGCUUCUGCCUGAGCACCAAGACUAGCCCCAACUAUAGAGAUAGGACAACACUGGAAUUCAGACUCCCAAGAUUAUAUUUUAUUUGAUAAGUGAUUAUAGUUCUCCUUUGAAAAAUUAGUUUUGUUUUGCUCCCCAAAGCUAGCUGUAUCUAAGGUUUCUUAUUUCUCUUAUAUGUUAAGUAAUAUUAAAAAGGGGAAAGGUAGUUUGAAAAGUUUUCAUUAGUUCUUUAUCUUCCACAUUGUUUCACCUUAUCAGUUUAUAGGAACUAGAGAAUUACCUCAUUUUGUCCAGUUACUUCUCAACUAAACUUUAUUUGCUGAAACAUAUACCUUCAAGAUUUUAAGUUUUAGGGUCUUUCCCUCCCCAUUCCUUUAUAUAAAUGAUAAGUAAAAGUUCCAGAAAGGUUUGUCUACAUAGAUUAAAACAGUUGGGGAAGAGAGAAGCUACUCGCCUUUUUAUUAAAUGGAGCGACUAGCAAGAUACAAAUAGAUUAAUGUAGUUCUUGGAGGCACCGGAUAUUGACUAGGUAGUGUUUACCAUAAACUUGACCAUGCUCUGAAAAAUGGAAUUCCUAGACAUUGCUGUUUGAUAAACUGGCCUUGUCAUGUUGGCUCAGUAUAUUUUAUCGAAAUCUUUGACUUCAUCAACCCAAUAAUGACAUAGUUUGAAUUUCAAAAAUGAGAAUUCUGUUUUGCUGUAUUUUCUCUGUUAAAAGCUUAUACACCUAGCUUUGUAUUACCAAUUUCGAUAUAUAUUGGAUAUAUAUACUUGGGAUCAAAUAGUUCUUCAAACAACUUAUUUGAAUGAUCAGAAGAACACUGCUGUAAGCACCCCAUUCAAAAUUGCUACUGUAAUUUUUACCCAAAGCUAUCUUGUUUAUCUUUACCUCAGUUCAGGCUUAAAUAUGGUGCUAACACUGGUAGAUGCAUACAGCAAAGUCUGGUUCACAUUCAUGCUAGGAAAUGAUUUUAGGAAAUCUUACGCAGGCUAGGUUAUGUGAUUUUUCUCAUUCACAUAUCUAGAAGGGCUUGCCUCAAAGAAGAAUGUUGUAGCAAAUAGGAUAUAUUCUAACUGGCACCUGGUGGUUCUUGCAAAGCCACACAUCUCACCUUUGGUAAGUAGCAGGCCAGGCCCUUCGGAGCAUUAAAGGCACGCACACAUGUGUCAUGAUGGCCGGGGUGUGGCCUGUAGAUUCUGUGCAGGGUUGGGGCACAUUGUGCCAACACUAACCAGAUACUGGAAAACCACUCUUGACCCCUCCAGCAUAUUUCCUUGUAGCAGAGUCAUCCAGUUUCAGCUUUGGUGUAGCAUUUUCUAACUUCAACUUCAAACUUAUCCAAGAUGAUUGUGAAAAACAGUGUUUUGUUAACUGGAAUUGAAGUAUAGACAGAAAUGACCAUAUUUAUGUCCUGUGAUUUAAGCCCAAAUGCUUAUAAAUUCAACAUUUGUAGGCAAUAACACUGUUAAUCUUAUGUUAUGGUUUAAAUGUAAAGGAAAAUCACAGCAGCCUUAAUAUCCUGUUGGUAGGAUUAUUUACAAUGAUUCUAGUCCCUGAAUUUUAAAAUGAUAUUCCCUAUCUGAUUUGGAAAAGGAAACACUUUCUUGCCUUACUGCUUUGGUAUAAAGACAAAAAACAGUGUUAUCCAGACCAAAAAAAAAAAAAAAUGACCUUAAAUCACAUUGAUUGUCUUAAGAUAUUUUAAAAGUUAGCAGUGAACCAAAAAUAGUUUCAGAUUAGCAGAAUACUUAAAGAGCUCUAAGCUUUAAAAGUUGGGAUUGAAGAUUUAAUUGUUUAUUCUCUUUCCUGAAAGAGCAUUAAGUUCAGUUCUGUUCCCUUAAAACUGAAGUUUUAAUAAACAGAAAAUUAUAGGAACAGUACUUAGAAUAGUUGAAGGUUGCAUUAAUUUUAAUAGUUACUUGGUAUAGGCUGUUGAGGAUUAGGAUUUCAUCAAUUUUGUCCACUGUAAUUCUAACAUAUAGUUGUAUCAAAUACAAAGUCUGAUAAACUGUUAGGUUUUCACAUCAGAUGGGAUUCAAAGUAAAUUGUUUGUAGACAUAAAUCCAUAGUCUUCAUUUCUUUAUAUUUUCACCUUUGUAAAAAUGUUUAAAAUUUGUAUUUGUUUUGUGUGUAUCUGGGCAUUUUAUGUUUAGCUAUAGUAGAAAGAAGUAGCACUGAGGUUCUCAAAUGAAGUAUGUGAAUAUGUAUGCAUGCAAACUUCUGUUCUUUGAAAACUUAAUUAUAUUUUUAUUGUGGUA
Messenger RNA from Leptonychotes weddellii (Weddell seal), 4183 nucleotides. The record is from RefSeq and is a predicted model, not a curated record. NCBI's taxonomy places the organism in Eukaryota, Metazoa, Chordata, Mammalia, Carnivora, Phocidae.